Molecule: messenger RNA, 1404 nt
Organism: Elephantulus edwardii (Cape elephant shrew)
Lineage: Eukaryota; Metazoa; Chordata; Mammalia; Macroscelidea; Macroscelididae
Gene: KRT26
Product: keratin 26
Exons: 8
Coding region: 1-1404 (467 amino acids)
Molecular function (GO): structural molecule activity
Source: RefSeq, a predicted model, not a curated record
AUGUCAUUUCGAUUUUCCAGCGGAUCCAGGCAGGUCUGCUCCCGAGCUGGCUCUGUUAGGCUGUCAGGUGGAGGACCAGGCUUUGGAACUGAAAGCGUGUGUGGUAGGUCAGGAGCAGGAAGCAGCUUUUCUUGUACUCUCGGGGGCAUUUCUUCUGGAGCAGGCUUCAGUAACGGUGGUGGAGGGUUGGGAAGUGGGGUCUCCAUUGGGUUGCUUGGAAAUGAGCAUGGCCUCCUCUCUGGGAAUGAAAAGGUGACCAUGCAGAACCUCAAUGACCGCCUAGCGUCCUACCUGGACCAUGUGCGGGCUUUGGAGGAAGCAAAUGCAGAACUGGAGCAAAAGAUCAAUGGCUGGUAUGAGAAAUACGGGCCUGGUUCUUUCCGAGGACUUAAUCACGACUAUGGUAGAUACUUCUCAGUCAUUGAAGAUCUUAAAAGACAGAUUAUUUCUGAGACUACCUGCAAUGCCAAGAUUGUUCUACAGAAUGACAAUUCCAGACUGACCGUUGAUGACUUCAGGCAAAAGUAUGAGAACGAGCUGGCUCUGCACCAGAGUGUGGAGGCCGAUAUCAACAGUCUUCGCAGAGUGCUGGAUGAGCUGACCCUUAGCACAAGUGACCUGGAGCGCCAGUACGAAACCCUCAAUGAGGAAUUAACAUACCUCAAAAACAAUCACGAAGAGGAAAUGAAAGCCCUUCAGUGCACAGCAGGUGGAAAUGUGAACGUGGAGAUGAACGCAAUCCCAGGUGUGGACCUGACUAUUCUGCUGGACCAUAUGAGAGCUGAGUAUGAGGUCCUGGCUGAGCAGAACCGCAAAGACGUCGAGGUCUGGUUUACUGAGAAGAGCGCAUCGCUGCAACAACAGAUUUCUGACGAUGCAGGAGCAGCCACAGCAGCUAGAAAUGAGCUGACGGAACUGAAACGCAGCAUGCAAACCCUGGAAAUAGAACUUCAGUCCCUGCUGGCCAUGAAACAGUCUUACGAAUGCUCCUUGGCUGAGACGGAAGGCAAUUACUGCCUUCAACUCCAACAGAUCCAGGAUCAGAUUGGGGUGAUGGAAGAGAGGCUGCAACAGAUACGAAUGGAAAGAGAAGGCCAGAAGCUGGAGUACGAGCAGCUUCUAGACGCCAAAAUCUUUUUAGAAAAAGAAAUUGAAACAUACUGUAAUCUAAUAGAUGGGGAAGAAAGAGGAAGCAGAUCUACAUGUUAUAAAUCAAAAGGAUGCAUGCCUUUAAGUCCCAGAAAUCAAAUAAAAGACUCAGAAGAAAUUAUUGUCAAAACUGUGGUUGAAGAAUUAGAUCAACUUGGCAACGUCCUUUCAUUAAGGGUCCAUUCAGUUGAAGAGAAAUCUUCUAAAAUAAGCAACAUAACUAUGGAGCAACGAAUACCUUCUAAAACACCAUAA